This is a messenger RNA of Malus domestica (apple), 321 nucleotides long. RefSeq names its product NADH-ubiquinone oxidoreductase chain 3. Gene Ontology annotation, molecular function: NADH dehydrogenase (ubiquinone) activity. Gene Ontology annotation, cellular component: NADH dehydrogenase complex. The record is from RefSeq and is a predicted model, not a curated record. Lineage: Eukaryota; Viridiplantae; Streptophyta; Magnoliopsida; Rosales; Rosaceae.
AUGCGUUUCAAUUCAACCCAUCCAAAAAAUUUGUUGGCCUAUGAAUGUGGUCUCGAUCCUUUCGGUGAUGCCAGAAGUUAUUUCGAUAUACGAUUUUAUCUUGUUUCACUUUUAUUUAUUAUCUUUGAUCCAAAAGUAACGUUUUCAUUUCCUUGGGCAGUACCUCUCAACAAAAUUGAUAUGUUUGGAUCUUGGUCCAUGAUGGGCAUUUUAUUGAUUUUGACAAUCCGAUCUCUUUAUGAAUGAAAAAAGUGGCGGUUCGGAUCUUCCUCUAGCAUUGCAUCAACCACUCAAGUGAAGCCAAAAGGGAAGGAUUUCUAA